AACCCUCGAACCCGGCCACUCUCUCCCCAUCCCUCCCCCUUGCCGCGCCGCGCCGCCGACGCCUCCGCUGCCAUGAGCGCGGGCUGGAGGACGCUGCUGCUGCGGAUCGGCGACAGGUGCCCCGAGUACGCGGGCUCCGCCGACCACAAGGAGCACAUCGAAACUUGUUAUGGUGUCCUUUGUCGAGAAUAUGAACAUUCCAAAGAUGCCAUUUUUGAGUUUUUCCUUCAGUGUGCAGACCAAUUGCCUCACAAGAUCCCUUUCUUUGGAGUAUUGAUAGGUUUGAUAAACUUGGAAAAUGAAGAUUUUGCCAAGGAUAUUGUCAAUACCACGCAUGCCAAUUUACUGGAUGCCUUGCAUAAUGAAAAUCGUGAUAGAAUCAGGAUAUUGCUGCGAUUUCUCUGUGGCCUGAUGUGCAGCAAAGUUGUCCUGCCAAAUUCUAUUAUCGAAACAUUUGAGACACUAUUAUCAUCUGCCGCAACAAUAUUAGAUGAGGAAACUGGAAAUCCUUCGUGGCAACCAUGUGCUGAUUUCUAUGUGUAUUGUAUUUUGGCUUCCCUUCCAUGGGGUGGCUCAGAAUUGUUUGAGCAAGUUCCAGAUGAAUUUGAGAGAGUUCUGGUUGGUAUACAGUCUUAUAUAAGCAUCAGAAGGCAUUUUGAUGAUAUUGCUUUCUCAGUCUUUGAAACAGAUGAAGGCAACUCUCCCAACAAAAAGGAUUUCAUUGAAGAUUUAUGGGAGCGUAUUCAAGUUCUUUCUCGCAACGGGUGGAAGGUUAAGAGUGUUCCAAAACCUCACUUAUCAUUUGAAGCCCAGCUGGUAGCUGGUGUCUCUCACCGUUUCUCCCCAAUUAGUUGCCCCCCACCUACUAUCUCACAAUCAUCCUCUGAAAUAGUAAAAGGUCAAGAGAAACAUGAAGCUGAUCUGAAGUACCCUCAAAGGCUUCGUAGGCUUCACAUAUUUCCAACAAAUAAAGCCGAGAACAUGCAACCUGUAGAUCGUUUUGUUGUUGAAGAAUGCAUAUUGGACGUGCUACUUUUCUUCAAUGGAUGCCGCAAAGAAUGUGCAUUUUAUCUGGUCAGCUUACCUGUGCCUUUCCGUUAUGAAUACCUGAUGGCUGAGACCAUAUUUUCACAGCUACUGUUAUUGCCGAAUCCCCCUUUCAGGCCAAUUUACUAUACUUUGGUUAUUAUCGACCUUUGCAAGGCAUUGCCAGGUGCAUUUCCUUCAGUUGUGGUAGGAGCAGUGCAUGCUCUUUUUGAAAGAAUUAGUAACAUGGAUAUGGAGUGCCGCACCCGACUUAUCCUAUGGUUUUCACAUCAUUUGUCAAAUUUCCAAUUCAUUUGGCCUUGGCAGGAAUGGGCUUAUGUCAAGGACCUUCCAAAAUGGGCUCCACAGCGUGUUUUUGUCCAAGAAGUAUUAGAAAGGGAAAUUCGUUUGUCCUACUUUGACAAAAUCAAGCAGAGCAUAGAGGACGCCGCUGAAUUGGAAGAAUUGUUACCCCCAAAAGCUGGGCCUAACUUCAGAUAUCAUAGUGAUGAAGGCAAAGAAAGCACUGAUGGCCACAGAUUGUCCAAGGAACUUGUUGGCAUGGUUAGAGGAAAGAAGACAGUACGUGAUAUUAUUUUAUGGGUAGAAGAACAAAUAAUUCCUGCAAAUGGUGCCAAAUUUGCACUUGAUGUUGUUAGCCAGACACUUCUGGACAUCGGCUCAAAAAGUUUCACCCAUCUUAUCACUGUUUUGGAGAGAUAUAAUCAAAUAAUAUCAAAGCUGUGCCCAAAUGAGGAAAUGCAGUUAUUGUUGAUGGAUGAAGUCAGUGCUUAUUGGAAGAACAGUACCCAGAUGAUUGCGAUAACUAUUGAUAGGAUGAUGGUUUAUCGCCUAAUUUCCAAUCUGGCUAUAGUCAAAUGGGUUUUUUCUCCUGCUAAUGUUGAUCAGUUUCAUGUUUCAGAUCGUCCAUGGGAGAUUCUUAGAAAUGCUGUUAGUAAAACAUACAAUCGGAUUUAUGACCUCCGAAAAGAAAUUCAGACACUCAGGAAAGGUCUUCAAGCUGCUAAAGAGGCCAGUGAAAAGGCCAACAGAGAGCUGGAGGAGGCUAAAUCUAUUAUUGAGAUUGUAGAUGGCCAACCAGUGCCGGUUGAAAAACCAGGAAGACUAAAACGACUUCAGACGCGUGCUGACACUAUGAAAGAGGAGGAAGUAACCACUGAAGAAUCUUUAGAAGCAAAGGAUGCCCUCCUUGUUCGGGGACUUGAAGAAAGCAAGGAAUUGCUUAGGUUACUGUUCAAGAGCUUUGUUGAUGUGUUAACAGAACGUUUGCCACCUAUUUCUGCUGAUGGAGAGGUUCCUAAUUUACGUGCCGGAGAUCCAAAUGUAAACUCUGCAGCCAGUGCCCCUGAAGCAACUAUGGACAUAGACAAUGAAAAUGGAGCAGAUAAUGAUAGUCAGCUGAAUGGUCAAAACACAAAAGUCGGUCAUAAUGUUGGAGAGCUUGAGCAAUGGUGUCUUUGCACAUUGGGCUAUCUCAAGUCAUUUUCUCGUCAGUAUGCUACUGAGAUCUGGUCUCAUAUGUCGAUGUUGGAUCAAGAGGUUUUUGUUGGGGAUAUUCACCCUCUUAUCCGGAAAGCUGCUUUCUCCGGUUUGUGCAGACCAACUAGUGAAGGGUCUCACCUUUGAUUUUUGACCCUUCCAGUGAGUUGUAGUUUACCUUGUAUCAUACGCUACAAAUUUUCAUCUUCACUAACUGGACAUGCCGAAAAAUACUCUGCGUAAUGUACUCAGGAAAUCGAUUUUCUCGU
This is a messenger RNA of Oryza brachyantha (malo sina), 2795 nucleotides long. RefSeq names its product nuclear cap-binding protein subunit 1. Lineage: Eukaryota; Viridiplantae; Streptophyta; Magnoliopsida; Poales; Poaceae. Bases 73 to 2673 code for a protein of 866 amino acids. Gene Ontology annotation, molecular function: RNA cap binding; protein binding; mRNA binding. Gene Ontology annotation, biological process: mRNA export from nucleus; nuclear-transcribed mRNA catabolic process, nonsense-mediated decay. The transcript is spliced from 19 exons. The record is from RefSeq and is a predicted model, not a curated record. Gene Ontology annotation, cellular component: nuclear cap binding complex; nucleus.